AGAGGGGUUCGGAGCAGGCGAGGGCUGGACAGGCUGGGGGAAGAAUGGUUACGCCGGCUCCUCAUGCUCUGGUUGUGCUGCUGCUCUACAGGCUGCGUGUCAUUCAGACACAGUCCUGCCUUUCCUCGACAUGAGCCUCGCAGGAAGAGUCUCCUGCUCCAUGCUCAACUGCUUCGGUGAAGAGGGGCCCCCCAGUCUGGAGUACAUCAAGGCCAAGGACCUGUUCCCCCAGAAGGAGCUGGUGAAGGAGGAUGAAAACCUUCAGGUGCCGUUCCCAGUUCUUCAGGGGGAGGGGGUUGAAUAUCUUGGCCGUGCUGAUGAAGCCAUCAUUGCCAUUUCCAACUACAGACUCCACAUCAAGUUCAAAGACUCCGUCAUCAAUACGUACCCAGGUGUGGACAAUCAAAUCUCUGUCCCAUUAAGGCUGAUAGAAGGCGUGGAGAGCAGAGAUAUGUUCCAGCUGCACAUCAUCUGUAAGGACUCGAAGGUUGUCCGAUGCCACUUUGCAACAUUCAAGCAGUGCCAGGAGUGGGCCAAGCGUCUGAACCGGGCCAUCGCCCACCCUUCUCGGUUGGAGGACCUUUUCGCCCUGGCCUAUCACGCCUGGUGUCUGGGAGGCAGCGCAGACGAUGAAGACCAGCACGUUCAUCUCUGCCGCCCAGGCGACAACGUACGUCACAGAAUGGAGAUGGAGGUCAAAAGGAUGGGCUUCGACACGCAGAAUCUGUGGAGAGUGUCCGACAUCAACUGCAACUACAAGUUGUGCUCCAGCUACCCUCAAAAGUUUCUGGUUCCAAUAUGGAUCACUGAUAAGGAGCUGGAAAGCGUGGCUUCCUUCAGGUCCUGGAAGAGGAUCCCUGUGGUGGUGUACAGGCAUCAGAAGAACGGUGUAGUGAUUGCCCGCUGCAGCCAGCCCGAGAUCAGCUGGUGGGGCUGGAGGAACACAGACGACGAGUACCUGGUCUCGUCCAUCGCUAAGGCCUGUCAGAUGGACACCGGAGCCAAGGGGCCACCAGCCAGCCGGCAACGGGGGGAUGCACCAGACUCUUCUGACAGCGACUUUGACUCCUCUCUGACAGGUGGCCCUGGCUGCGAUGACAACACUGUGCCACAGAAACUGCUGAUCCUGGACGCCCGCUCAUACACUGCUGCAGUGGCCAACCGAGCCAAGGGCGGAGGCUGUGAAUGUGAAGAGUACUACCCAAACUGUGAGGUAAUGUUUAUGGGAAUGGCCAACAUCCACGCCAUCCGCAACAGCUUCCAGGCUCUGAGGACUGUCUGCAGUCAGAUCCCGGAUCCAGGAAACUGGCUGUCAGCACUCGAGAGCACCCGAUGGCUGCAGCACCUGUCCGUCAUGCUGAAGGCGGCCGCGCUAGUGUGUUCAGCCGUGGAGCGGGAAGGCCGACCCGUCCUGGUACACUGUUCCGACGGAUGGGAUCGCACACCUCAGAUAGUAGCCCUGGCCAAGGUUCUGCUGGACCCCUACUACAGGACGUUAGAGGGUUUCCAGCUGCUUGUAGAAACUGACUGGUUGGACUUUGGCCAUAAGUUCGGGGACCGCUGCGGCCACCAGGAGAACUCGGAUGAUGUGAGCGAACAGUGUCCGGUCUUCCUGCAGUGGCUGGACUGUGUUCACCAGCUGCUCAAACAGUUCCCCUGCCUGUUUGAGUUCAACGAGGCCUUCCUGGUCAAGUUGGUGCAGCACACAUACUCGUGCCUUUACGGCACGUUUCUGUGUAACAACAGUCGCGAGAGAGAGGCAAAGAACGUCUACAAACGAACCUGCUCGGUGUGGUCGCUGCUUCGCACAGGAAACAAGAACUUCCAAAACUUCCUCUACAUCCCCAGUCAUGACAUGGUGCUGCAGCCAGUCUGCCAUACUCGUGCGCUACAGCUGUGGACAGCUGUUUACCUGCCCACAUCCUCCCCCUGCACAGCUGUGGAUGAAUCUGUGGAGCUCUACCUCCCCCCAUGCGUCACAGGAGACGAGCUCACCUCCCGCUCCCUCGACAGACUUCCCAAGACCCGCUCCAUGGACAACCUGCUGUCAGCUGUUGAGAACGGGGUUCCUCUGACGCGUACUUCUAGUGACCCUAAUCUCAAUAAGCACUGCCAGGAGGGUCGCGCUGCACUGGAAAUGUCAUCUGCCAUGGAGAACACAUCUGCAGAUGGCUCUGGAGAGCUCGUCCCAGACACGAGAGUGGAGCAGCAGCUCGGACUUCACCAUCCUGCUACGAGCCCAGAGGUUGUUCCAGCUGCAGAGUGUGCAGAAGACAAACCGGAGGAGCCUUGUCUUACCACUCAGCCCCUGCCUUCUCCACCCCUCCCUCCGGUCUCUGUCACUUCUGACAUCACACACUCCGCCUUUAACACUCCGGUCCUCCACCAAGCUUUGCCUCAGAUCACGAACCCUCCAUGCCCAGAGCCUCCGCUGGAAGAGGCUGAAAGCCCCUGUAGUCCUGCUGCCCGCCCCACGUCACCCACUCACAAAUCAGAGCCGUGCUUACCUCUCCCUUGCAAGAGCAGUCAACCUGCAGCCAACCCGCCCACCUCGCUGCUGAACGGACACUUUGACGGUCAUGUGAACGGCCUGCUGGCUCUGAAGCAACAAACCCCACUCGCUCCCAUGGAAGACUCCACUGAGACUCUCACAGAUGAGGGGGAGCUCCCCCCGACCUCCCCCUCCCCAGUAACCCAGCCCCUUACCCACAGUCUUCUAAACGAAAAGCAGGCUGAGCUGCAGCCUCAUGUUCACCCCCAUGAGAAGGAGAACGAGGACACGAGGACAGAGGUAGUGAAAGGAAGGGAGCGAAUGUCAACAGUUGCAGCUGCUACUAUAAACUCUGCCCAGGCCAACGUUCGCCAUCUGAUCUCCCGGAGCCAGCUCUCAGAUCUGUCCCUGCUGGGCUCUCACUGGGACAGCGUCCAGGGCCUGGUCCAGUCCGCCUGCAGCCAUUCUGCCGUGAGCCGAGCCCUGCAGCCCAACAACUACCAGAGCCGCCAGCUUGCUAGUAAACUCCUCCGUGCCCACGGCCUGGCUCUGGCCAGCGGCGCCCAGUGCUGCCGCAGGGAGGCGCUGUGUUGCAGCCCCCUGCAGCUUUCUGCUGCCCGGAGUGCAGGCUACAACAGCCUGUACGGCCCCGCCAUCGCCGCCCUCAACGCCUACUCCCUGGCCGGGCAUCAGCUGCAGCACGCACCGUACUCUUCCCCCUCUGCCUCCAGCUCCCCUCCCCCAUCUCAGACCCCGGCGUACCUGGAUGACGACGGGCUGCCGGUGCCGCUGGACGCCGUGCAGCAGAGAUUGCGGCAGAUCGAGGCCGGUUACAAGCAGGAGGUGGAGGUGCUCCGGCAUCAGGUGCGACAGCUGCAGAUGAGACUGGAGAGUAAACAGUACGGCACGCCUCCCUCAGAGCCAGACAUAGACUACGAGGACGACAUCACUUGUCUGAGGGAGUCGGACAACAGCAACGAGGAGGAUUCUCUGUCCACCCACAGUGAGGACCGUCUGUCUGAGGGCAGCUGGGACCGAGUGGAGCGCAAGGACGCCGAGGUCACGAGGUGGGUGCCCGACCACAUGGCCUCCCACUGUUUCAACUGCGACUGUGAGUUCUGGAUGGCCAAGAGACGACACCACUGCAGGAACUGUGGUAACGUGUUCUGUAAAGACUGUUGUCACCUGAAGCUGCCCAUCCCGGACCAGCAGCUGUACGACGCGGUGUUGGUGUGCAACACCUGCCACGACCAGCUCCUGGAGUCGCGCACCCGCGAGAUCCGCAGCCAGCAGCUCAAGAAGGCCAUCGCCACGGCGUCCAGCUGAGCCCAGCAGCGUAGCGUGACCCGCCUCUGCUCUCUCCAGCUCAUUCGGGGCCGAGGAACCGAGCUCCCUGUUGUAACCCCCCCCAACCUGCUGGUGUUUUAGCUGCGGGGCCCGCGCGGCGAGGAGGAGCGGCUCGGUUUGGAAAGGAGAUGCACUGAGACUGGAAGCUGGUGAUGCGAGCGGGAAGCAUGUUCGCAGGUGGUGGUGGUGUCGGUGGUGCAAAGACAUUUCUCAGCCUGGGGUGCUGCGGCGUCAGGCUGCCUCCACCCGGCGGAGUCCUCCACAGCGCCCCGUCUGAGACACAUCUCUAACCUCUCCACCCACCUUCAGCCCCGAGACACCUGCAUCCUCCUGACAGACGCCAUCUUGCACUUCAGAGGACAAUCUGUCCCCCUUCCACGUGUUGGGGACUCCAAAGCCUUUACCCGUACUACUCUACUACUAGAGGCUUUCAACUUUAAAAGAGGAUUGCUGCUACAGUAUUUAAAAGUCUAAUUUUGUAUUCUUAUUUUGUGCACUACUAGCUGUCGUGUGUUUGAGGGAUUAUGAGACCAAACUUGAGCAAAAGGGAGAAAUCUGCUGUUUACUUUGCCAUUGCAUCUUAUUUUUCUUGGAUUCUGAAUGUAACACGUCGCUGGGGUAACUGGAUGGAGUUUCUGUUCACGUGCAUUUUGGUGGGUCGUAUAAAUGUUCAUUGCUGCAACGUGUUCUCGGAAAUUAUGUGUAUGCACAGUCCGUGUGGUUCUGUCUUUAUCAGCGCUUCUCUCCAGUACAGCCAUGUUGCAACGGGUGAGGCUGUUGCGAGGAAGGCCGCGGGGUCAGGACGGGUGCAGAGACGGCCGUUGGAAGGUGCUGUUGGUUUCCUGUGAUGUGACUUGAGGGAAUCUUCUGAAGGUUUGAGCUGAGGUUCUGGUUUGCUCCAUGUAAAGUUGAAAAGUCCCUCCGAUGGAAGACUCCUCAGCACGGACCGCUCGGGGAGAAGAAGGUGCUCGGAUAGCUCCCACUCCCCUUUUUAGGGGAGUUCACGUACAGCCCCCCCUUUUUAAAAAAAUGUGUCUGGAUCUUCUGGCUGCUCCUUAAGAUAAUAGUGCCAUAUUAAGUUUUGUCUAUUUCUGAAGCCUUUUUUUUUUUUUUCCUCCUAAACGGACAGCGGCAGGUUUCUAAUUGGCCACAUCUGUGUACGUUUUAAUGGUGCAGAUAUUUAGUUGCUUAACUAAAGAUUAACAGACGGUCGAGGUAGAUAUCGGACGACGGGAUGUCACUGGUUUAGUAAACCUUCGUGGUUAUCCCUCUGAUAUUUUUGCACGGUUUUGUUGAAGUCCAAAUCUUCAAACGGAGCUCAGAAAUGUAACAUAUAUAGUUAUCUGAUCUGUAGUGGUGGCUGAAGCCUGUCACUUAAUGAAUAAUUGUCGUAAAGAAAUGCACUGUAAAAGUUAAAUCCCAUGGGUUAAAAUAAAAGAUUAC
Molecule: messenger RNA, 5281 nt
Organism: Cololabis saira (Pacific saury)
Lineage: Eukaryota; Metazoa; Chordata; Actinopteri; Beloniformes; Belonidae
Gene: mtmr4
Product: myotubularin related protein 4
Exons: 19
Coding region: 131-3817 (1228 amino acids)
Biological process (GO): dephosphorylation; regulation of autophagy
Molecular function (GO): protein phosphatase binding; metal ion binding; phosphatidylinositol-3,5-bisphosphate 3-phosphatase activity
Source: RefSeq, a predicted model, not a curated record